Messenger RNA from Lycium ferocissimum, 973 nucleotides. RefSeq lists its product as uncharacterized. Lineage: Eukaryota; Viridiplantae; Streptophyta; Magnoliopsida; Solanales; Solanaceae. The record is from RefSeq and is a predicted model, not a curated record. The transcript has 2 exons. Bases 149 to 973 code for a protein of 274 amino acids.
UGGUGGAUAAACUCUAAUUGGUGGUGAUGUUGGUGGACAAACUCCAAUUGGUGGAGAUGUUAGUUGUGGUGGAUUUGGUGGUAGAUUUUCCUUUGUUGGUGCCGACACAUCGAAAUGUGCUUGUGAAUGCACCUAUUGCAAGCGGCGAAUGGAUGAUUUGAUAAAAAAUGUUGAGGAGUCGGUGAAGGCACAAAAAGACAUAAAUUCUGCUUUACAGAGUUUGUUAUCCAAGAGGGGUGUCAAUCCAUCCAAGAAGCUGACCUCACCUUAUACUCCUAUUCGCAUUCGCAAGAAGGGAAAAAUAAUUUCCAAGGCACUUGCCAAUGUUAGGUCAAGAAAAUCUUCUACACCCCACAAGGCAGCUGCUGUUGUUGAUCUUAAAAAGGUAAAUGUGUACAACCAUGCAGAUGCUCAAAAAUUGAAAAAGCUUGAAAAAUUCAUCAAUGCCAAGAAGAGCAAGGGUACGAUGUAUUCAUUGCAUGAAUUUAAGGCCGAUGACUUCAGGAUAAUGACAAGCAUGGAAGAUUGGUGGCUGGCCAGUUAUGUUGAUGAAAUUAUGCUCCUAAUGCGUGUGAGGCAAAGCACUUUCACUGAGCACUAUGCUUCCACAGAUAUAAUCUUGGAUCUUAACUUCUACAAUAUCAUGCUCAAGCGGUACACAAAGUUGUCGGAUGAAAGCACACAGCCGGAAGCUAUUCUAUUCAAUCAAAUGCUUGAUGAUUUUAUAUGGGAUGAUGAUGUUAUCGCUUAUUGCAGAGGUACUGUACCAGCCAGAGGUGGUCGCGAGUGGGUUGGUGCCAAAAGGGUGCUUACUGUCGUGAACAUAAAUGUCAGACAGUUUGUCACCCUCGAAUUCAUAAUUGAGGAGGGGGUGAUAAAUGUUUAUGAUUGCAACCUCCCAAAAAUCCAAGAUGAUGAGUUGUUCAUCCACAUCCAGCCAGUCAUUGAAUUAUGGCCGAAGCUACUGAAGUAG